AAACAUAGGAAGCGGAAGCGAGACGGAGACGCUCAUUGGCUGCGAUAGAAUCCGAUCCGCAGCUCUCUAAACCAUUUCAUGUUUGAGUUUACUGUAGAUUAGUACCAUAGACAGUAUAUAAACAGCAGUACCAGUAGUACUGUGUAUACUGGCUGUAUUUCCUGGUGAGAUAGAGAUCUGCUAACGCUGCGCGCUGCUGUCCUCUAACCGUCAGUUUGUCACCAGGUUUCCUGCCAAAGUCACAUUCACAUUCACAGUCGGUCCCGUUUGUUAUUAUUAUGGCGUUUCCUAAAAAAUGGAAGUAGUGUUGAGCCUUGUGUCGUUAACUGCCACCAAGGUUUUACAGUUCUCUGGACUUGUCGACAACGGGAAUGUCCUGAAGACUAAAAAGAUGGAAGAGAAAGCGUUAGAAGUGUACGACGUGAUUCGAUCGAUCCGGGACCCGGAGAAGCCCAACACCCUGGAGGAGCUGGACGUGGUGACGGAGAAAUGCGUGGAGGUCCGCGAGCUCGGAGAAGACGAGUACCUCAUCAUCAUCAAGUUCUCCCCGACGGUGCCUCACUGCUCCCUGGCCACGCUGAUCGGUCUGUGUUUACAAGUGAAGCUGCAGAGAUGUUUGCCAUUCAAACACAAGUUGGAAAUUUACAUUUCAGAAGGAACCCAUUCUACUGAAGAAGAUAUUAACAAGCAGAUCAACGAUAAGGAGCGAGUGGCGGCCGCCAUGGAGAACCCAAACCUGAGGGAGAUCGUGGAGCAGUGUGUCACCGAGCCCGACGACUGACCGGUGGGACACCUCGGGGCUACUGUGUGUGUGUGUGUGUGUGAGAGAGAGAGAGAGAGAGUCUGUGUGUGUGUAAGAGAGACUGUGUGUGUGUGUG
Molecule: messenger RNA, 878 nt
Organism: Perca flavescens (yellow perch)
Lineage: Eukaryota; Metazoa; Chordata; Actinopteri; Perciformes; Percidae
Gene: ciao2a
Product: cytosolic iron-sulfur assembly component 2A
Exons: 5
Coding region: 296-781 (161 amino acids)
Source: RefSeq, a predicted model, not a curated record